AUGGUCAGCUCUAACAAUGCAGGACAACCGUCCAACAGCCACGAUCGGGACGACAACGGUAUCCUCUUCCAGACAUUCGAAUGGCAUACACCCUCUGAGCCACCUCCACCACGGGAGACAUACUCUACAAAAUCUCACUACGGCCGUCUAAAUCGUCUCUUGCCAGGUCUAGCUGCCGUAGGAGUGACCCGUGUCUGGCUGCCACCUGGCUGCAAGGCAAAUAGUCCGGGAGGCAAUGGCUACGACUGCUACGAUCUAUGGGAUCUGGGUGAGUUUGAUCAGAAAUAUGCCAGGAGUGUGAAAUGGGGCAGUAGAGAAGAGUUGAGGAAUUUGAUGGACACCGCGAAGAGGGAAGGUAUUGAAUGUAUCUGGGAUGCUGUACUGAAUCACAAGACUGCGGGAGAUAGGACGGAGGAUACUUGGGCUGUCGAGUCGGACAAGGAAGGUGUGCUACGUGAGAAUACUGGAACAUGUGAAAUAUGUCCACCAAGAAAGAUUGAAGCAUGGCUACGGUACGACUUUCCUGGACGAGAACGAGAAGGCAUGAAAUACAGUGGCAUGAAAUGGCGAGCAGAGCAUUUCAACGGCACAGACUGGGACCAACGAGGGCAAAAGAACGCCAUAUACAAGCUCAUCGACGACCCAGCCAAGUACCCGAAGCCAUCACAGCAGCAGUCAGGCAACAAAACUGUUCAAUUUGGCAUGAAUCGUCUCGCACGAUUCGCUAACAAGUUCCGAGCUGAGGCUCCACCAAGACGGCCCGGCAAAGAUUGGGCGCAGGAUGUGGACGACGAGCAUGGCAACUAUGACUAUCUCAUGUUCUCCAAUAUUGACCACUCGCAUCCUGAGGUCAAACAAGAUCUCAUGAACUGGGGUCGAUGGAUGCUGGAAAGCACUGGUAUCAGCGGCUUCAGGCUAGAUGCUGUGCAGCACUUCUCCUACAAUUUCACCAAAGAAUGGACAGCACGAGUACAUGAAGUCAGUCAAGGAAAGAAUGGCAAGGACGCUUUUGUUGUCGGCGAGAUCUGGACUGGUGAAGUGCACAGAAUCACGAAAUGGCUCGAUGUAGUUAGCCAAGGCGCUUGCGCAUAUGAUUCGCCACUACUUUAUAACUUCUCGCGCAUAUCGGAGGAUGUACGAAAAGGCAGCAAGAACGCUGAUCUGCGGACUAUCAUCCGCGACAGCCUGCUGGAGAUUCGACCGGAUGUCGCUGUCACUCUUGUCACGAAUCAUGACACUCAGCCCGGUCAGACGUCGUUCACAUCGAUGCUACCAGAGACGAAAGCGCUGUGGUAUGCUUUCAUCCUCCUACGACAAGAAGGCUACCCUUGUGUCUUCUGGGGCGAUCUGUACGGCACUCGUGGACCGAAAGCUGAACCUCCAGCGUGUACAGUGCCAGAUGGCAAGGGCGGCAGACGUAGCUUGUUGCCUAACCUGAUGAUGUGCAGGCGUUUGUUCGCGUACGGUGAGCAAAUCGACUACUGGGACGCCAUGUCUUGCAUUGCUUGGACACGAGCUGGGUCACCAGACAAGCCUGGAAGUGGAUGUGUCGCCCUACUGUCCAUUGGCGAUGCCAAGGAGAAAGUGGAAGCCGACAACUGGACUGGGAAGAGUAUAUCAUUCGGCCAACCUGGCGAUUUAUAUGUGGACGUGCUGAGGAUAGCGGAGCAGCGAGCAGAUGUCAAGAUCGACGAGAAGGGUACUGGCUUCUUUCCAUGCAGAGGCAUGAGCGCUAGUGUGUAUAUCAGGAAGGAUGCACAAGGGCUGGAACAACUUCCCAUGCCCUUUAAUCUGGAUGCAUAUGCGCUGUGA
Recurvomyces mirabilis is the source of this 1812-nucleotide messenger RNA. RefSeq lists its product as uncharacterized. The record is from RefSeq and is a predicted model, not a curated record. NCBI's taxonomy places the organism in Eukaryota, Fungi, Ascomycota, Dothideomycetes, Mycosphaerellales, Teratosphaeriaceae. Gene Ontology annotation, biological process: carbohydrate metabolic process. The coding region runs from base 1 to 1812 and encodes 603 amino acids. The transcript has 2 exons.